UUGAUUGUUAGCCCUGUAAAUAGUGCUUCGCUUCCUAAACUCAAUUUCGUAUUUCGAAGGUAAUUCUAUUCUAUUAGGACUUGACUAUCAUAAAAUGGUAACGACUCGUUCACAAAACAAAGGCCAGGGGCCAGCCUUGGGCGAAAAACGGUCUCAUAGCGAAGCAAGGUCCACUAAAACCCAGAAGCCGAAUGCGAAACAGCAAAAGAUGGAAUCUUUAAAUAAUAAAGAAGCAAGUGGAAAGAAUGAUGCCGACGAGAAACCCACCAGUGCCAAAACAAAACAACCAGGAUCCAAAAUUGAACAACUCAUAUCUCAAUAUGGAGAGCUGCCACUUAGCCAGACGGAUUUAUCCGAACCAGAUAAACCAACACCUGAUACAGCCUUAGCGUUACUUUUGAACGCCAUGUUAUCGUCAUCGAGAAUUUCGCAUGCGUUAGCUGCGAAGACUGUGUCGUUAGUAAUCAAAGCGGGCUAUCAUAAACUCGAUGGUUUAAAGAAAAGUAGCUGGGAGGAAAAGACGGAGGUUCUCACCGAGGGCGGAUAUACGCACUAUAGGGAAAAGACGGCAACUAUGAUGGGUGACCUCGCUCAAUUGAUUGAAGAUAAGUACGAGGGCGACCUAAACACGAUUCCUCAACUUGCUUCCGAGAACCCGACGAAAAUCCGGGCUGAGCUCAAAAAUAUCAAGGGCUUAGGGGACAUCGGCAUUAAUAUUUUCUUUGAUACUGCGCAACAUAUCUGGCCUUGCCUAGCGCCAUUCAUAGACCCAAGGAGCUUGAAGACGGCGGAAGCGAUUGGGAUUGGGGCGGAUGUGGAUACCUUGUGGCAAGAGGUUUCCGAAGACCCUGAGCUGUUGUGCAGAUUAGCUGCUGCACUGACGAAGUUGAGACUAGAUGGGAGGACGAACGAAUUUCAAGGAUGA
This is a messenger RNA of Hypoxylon trugodes, 925 nucleotides long. RefSeq lists its product as uncharacterized. The coding region runs from base 95 to 925 and encodes 276 amino acids. Lineage: Eukaryota; Fungi; Ascomycota; Sordariomycetes; Xylariales; Hypoxylaceae. The transcript is spliced from 3 exons. The record is from RefSeq and is a predicted model, not a curated record.